CUGAUUCCCUGCUCCCCCGCGCCCGGAGGCUGCUAAGGGGGGCAGGGCAUUGGGCUAAUGACUCCCCGGGAUGAUGGGAUCCUAUCUGCGGCUCCAAUGUGGGAGCCUCUAGGCUGGGUGUUCCCGGGAAAUCCUUCCUCUGCGCACCCUGGUUCCUCCCGCGGCUCCAGCCCGGCUGGCCCAGCAGCGCAGUCCCGCCUAGCCCCCUGCCCCCACGCCGCGGCUGGCUCCGGGUGCGGGGGGCCCCGGGGCACGGAGCUGGGCGGCGCAGGGAGGCUGGAACCGGAGCCAGUCUGCGCCAGGAACCGGCAGCGGCUGGGAUGUUUUCCCAGGGAUGGUGUUUAUAACGGUGCUGAUUGCCCGGACUCCUGGGUCCUCAGGGGAGAGGCCAGAAGGGAGGGAGCGCUGUGCUCAUCUAGUCUGCCCUGCUGUGGGACACAGGGUCCCAGGGCUGCCCCCAAAGGACAGAGGCGGGCUGGGCCCCCAGUGUGUCCCCGCUGGGGGGCAGAUGCACAGGAAGGGAGCGGAGAGGAAGAGCGAGAUCCGCAGAGAGAGUGAGGAGGGGAGAAGGACCCCCCCACACACAUACACUCCCCCCAGCAAGAGAACCAGACAGCCGGGGGGAUGGCAGCCCCGGUAGGAAACAGUCCCUGAGCUCUGCCCUUGGGCACUACUGUAACAAACCCGGUUAAUAAUAAGUAUGGAGUGGGGCAGAGGGGUUAGAAAUGUUCCCUAACCCCACUGGGCAAUCAGAACCGCUCUGGGCCCCCGGGCAGGGGGGCUGGCUAGCCCAGGGCAAUGGGGAAUGGGGCACAAGGCCUUUCCCCUCUAGGGGGUGCCAGCUCCAAUCCAGCCCCAGGGCAGGGGGACCGGCUGGCUCAGGGCAGCGGGGACGGGAUAGAUCAGGUUGGGGACUAUCUGUGGUCACUGCAGUGGCAUUUGGGGAGUUACACAAGAGACCAUGUGAACAGCAUUGUUUUCACUGUCUGUCCUGUAAUCACUCACCAGGCGCCGGUGGGGUUCGAGGAGGUGGCCGUGUAUUUCUCCCGGGAGGAGUGGGGACUCCUGGACGAAGGGCAGAGGCAGCUCUACAGGGACGUCAUGCAGGAGAAUUACCAGACUCUGAUCUCGCUGGCAGGAUUCCCCGUCCCAGACCCGGCCGUGAUCUCCUGGAUGGAGCCCGGGGAAGAGCCGAGGGUCCCGGAUCUCCAGGGCUCUGAGGAAAGCGAGAUCACCCGCACAGCAGGCGAGAGGCGCUGGAGGCAGAACCAGGAGAAUCCCAUCCAGGGAAGCCUCAAGAGGCUGGAACCUCAGCAGACCUUCCCGGGGAUAGCCCGGAAGUGGGCCAUGCAGAACUCUAGCCCGGGCAGGACUUGGGGGAGCCAGCAGGGGGCCCUUGGUGCUAGAGGGCAGGAGGUGCCCCCGCCUGGCAGAUCUGCUACAUCUGGCCGCCGGGAGCGAGGCUUCGGCCGGCUCCUGGGCAUCCUCUUCGAGCCCUCGGCCGUGGCAAGGCCGCCUCGGCCCAGGGAGCAUGGGAGGGCCCCUGGGCGCAGCAAGGGCUCUGGGAGGCCCUACGGCUGCACCGAGUGCGACAAGAGCUUCCGGCAGAAGCCGCACUUGGUGACUCACCUGCGCACCCACACGGGCGAGUGGCCCUACCUGUGCGCUGCCUGCGGCCGGGCCUUCGGCCAGAGCUCCAACCUGAUCGAGCACCAGCGCCCCCAUGCCGGCGAGACCCGCUUCCGCUGCCCUGACUGCGGGAAGAGCUUCUGUCUCAGCUCCAGCCUGGCACAGCACCGGUGCCUCCACGCAGGGGAGCGGCCCUACCGCUGCGCCCAGUGCGGGAGGAGCUUCUGCCACAAGCACCAGCUGACCCGGCACCACCAGGGACACGCCGAGGAGGAGACCGGUGCACACCCCACCAUCUGCAGCGAGUGUGGGAAGAGCUUCACCCGGAGCUCCCUGCUGGCCCAGCACCAGCGGGUGCACACGGGGGAGCGCCCCUACCAGUGCACUGAGUGUGGGAAAAGCUUCAGCCGCAGCUCCACCCUCAUCCAGCACUGGAGGACCCACACCGGGGAGCGGCCCAAUACGUGCACCGAGUGCGGGAAGGGAUUCAGCCAGCGCUCCGACCUGGUGAAGCACCUGCGCACCCACACCGGGGAGCGCCCCUACCAGUGCCCCGACUGCGGUCAGAGCUUCAGCCGCAGCUCGGACCUCAUCAAGCACCAGCGCAUCCACACCGGGGAGCGGCCCUACAUCUGCCCUGACUGCGGGAAGGGCUUCAGCCGCAGCUCCGACCUCUUCCAGCACCAGCGCACCCAGCGCGGCGAGAAACCUUACACGUGCACCGAGUGCGGGAAGAAGUUCAGCCGCAGCUCCAACCUCAUCCGCCACCAGCGCACCCACACGGGCGAGAGGCCCUACGUCUGCCCCGACUGCGGGCGCGGCUUCUCCCAGAACUCCCACUACACGGACCACCAGCGGAGCCACCGCCAUGAGAAACCCUACCACUGCACCCAGUGCGGCAAGGACUUCGGGCGCAGCUCCACCCUGGUCAAGCACUGGCGCACACACACCAGGGAGAUCCUGUGAGCCUGGGGCAGACUUUCAACUCUCCAGUUGUGGACCAGGAAUCCCAAUGUGGCCUCCUGGGGAACUUGACUCAGUGUCGCCCCCAGGGUCAGCUUGGGUUGGUGAUGCCACUAGUCACUGCUGGUCCCUUGGGGGAUUUGAUACAGUGUAUUAUCCAGGGUCAGCCUGAUUAACAGUGUUACCAGUAGAGUCAAUGCUCUUCUCCUGGAGGAUUUGAUACAAUGUUUCCAGAGGGGUCACACACACCCCUUAACCUGGCACAUUUGAUACAAUGUUUCCACCAGGGUCAUUUCUCCUUUCCGUAAAUAAUUUGAUUCAAUGUU
This is a messenger RNA of Trachemys scripta elegans, 2918 nucleotides long. RefSeq names its product zinc finger protein 436-like. The transcript has 4 exons. Gene Ontology annotation, biological process: regulation of immune system process; regulation of cytokine production; negative regulation of transcription by RNA polymerase II. The coding region runs from base 799 to 2595 and encodes 598 amino acids. NCBI's taxonomy places the organism in Eukaryota, Metazoa, Chordata, Testudines, Emydidae. The record is from RefSeq and is a predicted model, not a curated record.